GUGCCUUUAAAGAUCAUAUCUCCCGCUGGGAAGAGAAACCAAUUUCCUUACAAAUUAAAAAGAUUUCAGCUAAGUAAAACUUCCCUGCAUCAGUUCCCCAAAUCCCACCCCUGCAUAGCUCGGGGAGGGGGGGCAAAGGGCUUGGCACCCCCUGGACCAGAGACUGCAAUUGCCAUCAGUGUCCUGCAGCUGCUUUAUCAGCCUGGCAGAGGAACCCACCGAUGGAUUCAGGGGUGACUUGUGGCUUGGAGGAGCAAAUUAGCAUUUGCUUACUAGUCCUGCAGGGCUUAGCAAUAUAAAAUCACAGUCCUUUUUAAGGGCUUGAGUUGCUUUUAAAUGUGGCAUUGUCUCUAUUAUAAUAGGAGGCAUCAGGAAAUUUGCAGCUAAUAUUUCUGCAAAAGGCAAUUCCUGCCUACCCCACUGUGGGGCUCCUCCAGGCUCGUGCCACCUCUCUCUAGCUUGGUAGGGCCACAUUCAUUGCAUUAAUUCUGUACUUUUAUUCCUGAUGGUCUCUGGUGUAGCUUGAAGUUAACAUUACUCAUUAGGGAAAAAUAUUGAUGCUUCUAAUAAUAGAUUUACUGUUGCUUAAAACAGUUUGUAGUACAGUCAUUAACAUAAAUGACUUACUGGGGUGAGGGACAUACAUCCACUGACCCUGUUGCUGAACACCAUCAAUAAGCCCAGGAUCCUGCUGAAUCUUAAAUGCUCCAUUUAUAUUCUUUAUUUUUACAGCAUUAUAGCCCUAGAUGAUGUGUUGAGGGACCACCACAAAGCCAAAGCUCACUGCUGGGCAGAGAUGGGCUGCAGGCCGGCUGGGGCGCAGGGAUGAGCAGCUCCAGCGGCAAAGCAGGCAGCAGCGUGGGAAGGACCGUCAGCUGAGUUGUGUUGCUUCAUGUUCUAUCAGUGCCUGUAAAGCUCUGGGAGGAAAAAAAGUGUUUCCUAAUCACUGGGCUCCUCUUGUGCAACGGCUGCAGGAAAUCCCAGCAAAAAACAUUGAAGAAAACAAAAAAAUUCCACCUUGCCAAUCCAUCUAGAGUAACCUGGAGAGCAGGGAAUUAAUUACCUAAUUUGCAGCGGGGUUUACCAUGGAAAUCCCCCCUUUCAAUACAGCUGCCAUCCAGAAAGCAGCUCGGGAGGAGGAGUGCAAAGCCUCCACGAGCAGCUCAGGGGAAGCAAACCCAUUGCAACAGGUUGCACCAAAAGCGAUGCAAUUACUGCAGCUGCAACAAGAGCCUCCGUGGGCAGCCCAUGGCCCCGGAGCAGCACCGGGGGCUGCCAGGGAGCGAAGCCAAGCCUCUGGCUUCCUUUAGACUUGCGAGAAGUUAGGUUUUGAAAGAACAUCCUCCUGCGAGCGGGGUUGCAGUGAGUUGUGCAAGGCCGAUUCCCGGCAGUGCCAUGGCCAGCGCCGGGGGAGCCUGGGACGGGGAGCGGGAGCCGCUGCCGAGCCGGGAGAUGGAGUUGGAGCCCCUCAGGCCCCCACCGCUGCCAGGGAAAACUCAGAGGGCUGUCAUGCAGGCACGGGGCAGCCUGCGCACCCGCAGCUGCAGCCUGGACCUGGGUGCUCCUGGACUGCCUGCCCCCAUGCCGAACACCCCAGGGGGCUGCCCGCCUCGGCCCCCCGACUCAGCCCUCAUCUACAGCAACGUGGGAGAGCUGCGAGCCCACCUCGUCCCCUGCAAGGCUAGCCGAGGGGAAGGAGCCAGGAGACCCCCCUCUCAGCCCAACCAAGACCCCCUGCCUCCCCCAUUGCCAAAAAAACAGCUCCAGCGAGCGGAGUCCCUCCCGGAGCAGGGGCCAUCCCAGCACCAUCGGGGCAACGACCCCACGACAUGGGCCAGCAGCAUCCUCUACAGCAUCCCACCACACAAGGAGGGGGCUCCCAGCUCCAUCCCGCCAUGGGACAGACCCUCCUGGGGCCCCAAGAAGCCCCUGACCAAGUCCCAAAGCCUGGGGGAAUCGGUGGCCUGGAGCAGCCUGCAAAAAGUCCCAUUGCCCAGCCUGGCGGAGCUGACGUUCGGGACGGCGGACAGAGAGCUGGGGCAGCUCCUGCAGCUCCUGGAGAGCCCGGCCGGGGUGUGCGGGGUGGUGUUGGGGUGCCAGGCGGCCGCCCUGGCCCGGCUUUCGGCUCGAAUCCAGGAGGAGCUCAUAGGGCCGGAGGAGCAGCAGCAGCUGCUGGAGGCAGAGCUGGCAGGGAAGAGCUGGGCAGCGCUCAGCAUCCUGGACCGGGAGCCAUGCUGCGAAAGCAGGGACGCCUGGUAUUUCCGAGUGGGCUUUGCUUUUGAGCAAACCCAGCUGGUGGUUGCAGCCAAGGUCCCCAAGCCGUGCUGCACCAGCCUGGGGGUGCAGAGCUCCCUUGGGGCACACUGCAGCAUCCAGCACCUGAUCGGCCGCUUCACUGACCGCCUCCCUCAGGAGCUGGUGCUCCCGGGGAGCCCUGGGGAACAAUCACCUUCCAGAGAGGACCCAGCCCGUCUUGCCACCCGCCCUGUCCUGCAGGUCCUCAUUUCUCCUGAGGUUCCCUACGAGACCCUGGCGGGCUUUGUGAAGGGAUCCCACGGCUUGCACAGAACCAGCCCUGGGCACUACGAACGCCUGGCUUGCCUCCUCCUCUUGCAGGUAUGCAUGGGGCUGGAGCAUCUCCACGUGCAGAAUGUGGGGCAGGGGGACCUCUGCCCCGAGAAUCUGCUGCUGGUGCAGUGCCCGUGUCCUCCCCGGAGCCAGCAAGGCAAGGAGGCAUCCCUGGGACUGUCCCUUCCAAGGCUGCUCAUCAGCAGCUUCUUCAAGGUUAAAGACAAGCGAAGAACUUGUUCUAACAGCCAAGAGCAGGACUGGACCAAGGGGCUUGCUGUACCACCUUCCCCAGUGGCAGAUGAGCUGAAUGUAGGCAUGCUGAUCUAUCAAAUCUUGCAUGUGGACAUCUCUCUGGAGAACGCCUUGGGGUUCAGAAGCAAUAGACUUCCUGAAAUCCCUUCCCGGUCCAUCUAUUCCACGGGACUCAAGCAUCUGGCCAUGCUGCUUCUCCAAAGAGAUCCCUGCAAGAGGGCCUCCAUCGAGCAGGCCAGGAGCAUCCUGCAGGUCCUGCUCUGGGGGCCUCGCCAGGAGCUCUUUGCCAGGAGCAAGAAAACCCUCACCCUGCUCCGGAGCUGGGUGGAGGUGAAGAGGGCUCUGCUGCUCCUGAAGUUUGCGGAGAAUUCGGCUGGGGCGGUGAGGAGCCCCGGCCUCGAGGAGUGGCUGUGCUGCCAGUACUUCAAGGAGGUCACCGAACACACGCUCUACCAAGUCACCCAGGCUCUCUACACUCCCUAAAGGCAAGCUGAAGUUCAGCCCACCCAAAAGGUCUCCUCGAAGCCAAGAGCCCAUGAGGACCUGGCCAAAUCCACCAGCUCACAAGGAACCCAAGGGUCCUGGCUGGGAAAACAUUGUUUGUGAACCCAAACCCGCUUCCCCUACAGCACAUGAAUGAUGAAGCUGGGACCAAACUCCCACCCGUGGCUCCCACAACACAGGAUGUGUUUUUACACCCUCGACCGAUUUUUGUUAGAUACUGUGAAUCUAGUUUAUCGGAGCAUCUCAGGAAAGACGGCUGGAUGGAAGCCACAGGAUCAAGCGCCAAUUUAGUGGCUGAUUAUCCUGAGUAAUGUUUAUGGAGCUUAGACUUUGCACAAAACCCCCUCAGACCCCUCCUGCGGCCAUGAGGCUUUCACUGUUCUAAGUAACAAUUCAAAGCCACACAUUACAGCUCACCUUAAUGCACCGUUAGCAAAGGAGAAAUACAAUACCUCAUACAGCCUGCUCUUUUUAGAAACAAUUUGUGGCAUAGUCACAAGUAUAAAUGACAUUUUAAAGGGGGAAAUACAGCAGCCACACAGCUUCAAUAAAAUCCAGAGCUGAGCCUCUUAAA
This is a messenger RNA of Harpia harpyja (harpy eagle), 3901 nucleotides long. It is a transcript of the gene PEAK3, whose product is annotated as PEAK family member 3. NCBI's taxonomy places the organism in Eukaryota, Metazoa, Chordata, Aves, Accipitriformes, Accipitridae. Bases 1396 to 3306 code for a protein of 636 amino acids. Gene Ontology annotation, biological process: protein phosphorylation. The record is from RefSeq and is a predicted model, not a curated record. Gene Ontology annotation, molecular function: protein kinase activity. The transcript has 5 exons. Gene Ontology annotation, cellular component: focal adhesion; actin cytoskeleton.